AUGACCAACACUAUUGUCUGCGAUGCAUUGGUCGUAGGUGCAGGCAUAGGCGGCAUCUACCAAACCUUCAAACUUCACGAGUUAGGCCUGAAGACAGUAUGCAUCGACAGGGCCCCGGAAGUCGGGGGAACGUGGUACUGGAAUCACUACCCGGGUGCCAUGAGUGACACCGAGAGCUAUCUCUAUCGCUAUUCGUGGGACAAAGAGGACUUGCGCACCUACACAUGGCAGACACGCUAUCUAUACCAACCUGAAAUCCUCAAAUACCUCAAUCACGUCGUGGAGAGGCACGGCCUGCGCAAGCACCUCAGACUGAGCACGUUGAUGGAAACAGCAACCUGGGUCGAGAGGGAACAAAGAUGGAGAGUCGAGUGUGGUACAGGGGUUGUGUUCAGCGCUCGGUAUCUUGUCAAUGCUCUUGGGAUCCUUUCAGAGCCUAACAUUCCCAACAUUCCAGGUAUUGAGAGCUUCAGUGGCCACCUCAUUCAUACUGCAGCCUGGCCUGAUAUCGACCUCUGCAGUAAACGCGUGGGAGUCAUUGGCAACGGAUCGACUGGCAUCCAGCUUAUGACCGCUCUCGCUCCAAAGGUGAAGAGGCUUGUCUCCUUCCAGAGAAGUCCCCAGUACUCGGUUCCGAGCGGCCAAGGACCUGUUUCCAAAGAAGACCGAGACUGGAUCAACGAAAAUUACGACAACAUCUACGAUGCUGUCUGGAAAUCUAAAAAUGGCCAUGGAAUUCCUGAGGUCACCCGUCCUACUAUGUCUGUCUCCGCGGACGAGAGACAAAAGAUCUUCCAAGAGUGCUGGGAUAAGGGUAACGCAUUCCGGUUUAUGUUUAGUACAUUUGGAGAUCUUACCACGAGCGUGGAAUCAAACCAGGAGGCCUGCAAAUUCAUCCACUCCAAGAUCGACGAGGUUGUCAAGGACCCCAGGAAGGCAGAAGCUCUUAAACCUACAGAGCUAUAUGCUAGACGCCCAUUGUGCGAUACCGGUUAUUAUCAGAUCUUCAACCGUGACAAUGUUGAUGUCGUCAGUCUACGAAGGAAUCCCCUCAAGGAGAUUGUGCCCAGCGGGAUCAAGCUUAGCGACAAUACCACGAUUGAACUCGAUGCUCUGAUUCUGGCCACCGGAUUUGAUGCCCUGGAAGGCAGCUAUUUGCGGGUCUGCAUCAAAGGCCAAGAGGGCCGGACGCUCAAGGAUCACUGGAGAGGUGGCGCCAGCGCAUACUUGGGCGUGGCCUGCGCGGGAUUUCCCAACAUGUUCCUGAUUUCUGGGCCUCAAGGUGCCUUCGCAAACUUCCCCUGUGCAAUUGAGGCCGAGGCCAACUUCAUUACAGAGUGCAUCGCACACGCGGAGAAACAGGCGGCAAGAAGCACAUCAGGUGCAGUGCCUGCGUCAAUUGCAGUGAAACCACCGGCAGAGCAAGAGUGGCUCAGUUUGUGUGACAAACUCACUCAAGGUUCCCUUUUCAAGACAGCAAAAAGCUGGAUCUUCGGUGAGAAUGUUGAUGGAAGGUCACCUAAGGUCAAGUUUUACUUUGGAGGUCUGGCUGAGUAUAUUGCCCGAACGAAGGAAGAAGUCCAAGCAGGAUUCCCAUCUUUUUUCGUCAACGAGGCUGGCCUCACCCUCACCAACGGGGUGGGUGAUGAGCUUGAGCAGAGGCUGUGA
Molecule: messenger RNA, 1668 nt
Organism: Talaromyces proteolyticus
Lineage: Eukaryota; Fungi; Ascomycota; Eurotiomycetes; Eurotiales; Trichocomaceae
Exons: 1
Coding region: 1-1668 (555 amino acids)
Source: RefSeq, a predicted model, not a curated record